AUGGAGGAGCGGACGCUGCAGUACCUGGAUGGGAUUAUUAUUACCCUCAGGCAGGCGGGAAGCUAUGGGACGGCGGAAAUAUUGGAGCGGGCGAGAGAAGAAUUAGCUGGCGCUCAGUGGUGUGAAAUGACAGACAGCCUGCUGCAGGCCGUGCACGAUCCCAUCGUUCUCAAAUCAGCUUACGAACUGCAUGAAAAUGUGCUGAGAACAGUACGCAUGGAAAUGUCGCCUGUAGCGUACGUAAAGUUACUGCAUACAGUCUGUUUUAGUCCAAAUGUUUCAUUGCAAAUGGCGCUAGAACUCGUUGAUAACGCAGUAACUUCAUUAUCAAUAAACCCCUCUGAACAGGGGGGGAAUGCGGCCCGCUGUAUCCGUGCGCUUUUGCUCCUCGAUAGGCAGAACGGCUGUGAUCAUAUCAUUCCGCUGGAGGCGGCUGCGCAAGAAGCACACAACAUUCUUGAUUCUGUGGAAAAUUUUAUUCACUCGAAGCAGAUGCAUGAAGUGGACCCUGUCCUCACGGCGCUUCACUGUCAAGCCAGGGGAAAGGAUUACAAGAUGCGGCGGCAGUAUACACAAUACUACAAGAACGCUUUCGAAACCGUAAAGAGUGCGGAGCGCGCUGAGAUGGCCAUUCUUGAGAGUGAUAUGAUGACACUUGCCUAUGAUACAGCCAUAGCAGCGCUUCUGUCGGAGGAAAUACACAACUUUGGGAAGUUUCUCAAUUAUCAGUGUUUUACCGAACGGUUAGCCGCGAGCGCUGAGCACCUCUGGAUCCUCGAGUGGCUUCGUAUCUGCAACGACGGGAAGGUUGAGGAAUUCGAGCAGUAUGCUGAGACGCACCGCAGCCACAUUGAGUCGAACCCCGUACUGACUCGUGCACUCGCAUCUGUCGUGCACAAAGUGCGACUGAUGGCGCUUCUGCAUCUUGUCUUCUACACACCAUUCAAUGAACGAACCUUCGCCUUUGACCUGAUUGCACGGCGGUGCGCAGUGCCCCUAAAGCGUGUGGAACCACUUCUUCUUGCGGCGCUGGCCCAGGGAAUUAUCAUCGGCAAGAUCGACGGCCUUUCGGAGGAAGUGCAUAUUACGUGGGUGGAGCCGCGAGUUUUGAGCCUGCAGGAGGUAAAGGAGCUGGCUGAGCACGUGUCGCACUGGAAAAAAAAGGUUAUGGCACUCUCUCAAUCAGUGAUGGAGAUUACGCAGCAAACUCCCAACUAG
This is a messenger RNA of Trypanosoma brucei brucei TREU927, 1218 nucleotides long. Its product is annotated as proteasome regulatory non-ATP-ase subunit 9. Gene Ontology annotation, cellular component: cytosol; nucleus; proteasome regulatory particle, lid subcomplex. The coding region runs from base 1 to 1218 and encodes 405 amino acids. The transcript has a single exon. Lineage: Eukaryota; Euglenozoa; Kinetoplastea; Trypanosomatida; Trypanosomatidae. Gene Ontology annotation, molecular function: structural molecule activity. The record is from RefSeq and is a predicted model, not a curated record. Gene Ontology annotation, biological process: ubiquitin-dependent protein catabolic process.